Molecule: messenger RNA, 993 nt
Organism: Elgaria multicarinata webbii
Lineage: Eukaryota; Metazoa; Chordata; Lepidosauria; Squamata; Anguidae
Gene: TMDD1
Product: transmembrane and death domain 1
Exons: 2
Coding region: 1-993 (330 amino acids)
Biological process (GO): signal transduction
Molecular function (GO): protein binding
Source: RefSeq, a predicted model, not a curated record
AUGAUGAUGUCACAUUCAAAGGCCUCUGGAACCUUUGCAAUGCUGCCUCUGGUAGGAAUCGCUCUUGCCUUGCUGAUGGCACCUGCCUUGUGCGAUGACACAGUGGCUGACGACGUUGGUAGUCACAUGAUGGUCCGUAUCUCAGAGCUCCUAACCCCAGAGGAAUGCCAAGCCUUUCAUGCCAAGCUCCUUAGCCCUGAGGAGAACGUGAAAGAAGAGCUAGAGCGGCUCUCUGCGAAGAAGAACCCCAUUCCUAUCCGCAGUCGGCGAGACAUCACCAUCAUCAGCACAGAGGAAUGCAGGGGGACCCUGCUCAGCUGGCUGGAGACAGAAGGAGACACCAUGUAUUGGGAUCGCCUGUCACGAGCUCUCCAAGCUAUUGGGCGCUCCGACAUUUCCAUGGAGCUGGGCAAGAACCUCAACCAGGACAAGACCUUGGAGAUCAAGAAGAACGUGGAAGGAUAUCACAAGACUGUCAAGCAUCUGACCUCCUCGCUGCUCCUGGAGGAGAACGGAAUGAGCGGGGAUGAAGAGAGGAGCGGAGAAGGCCGCCUGCGGCGGGAGGGCAAAGGCUCCAAGACCAAGCUGGAGCCGGGAGAAUGGGAUGACCUUGAGCUUAUCGUAGAGAGGAAGCCACUACCACCGUACAACAGGAGCCUCUUUGAAUGGGUCACUCCGGUGGCAACUGGCAUCAUCAGUGGGUUUCUAACGUCCUUUGUUCUGGCAGCUCUGGCUCUCUACUCUUUCUUCUGGAUCCUGAACCAAGGAAGCCACGAUUCCACCCAGCCCAGCUGGGACUCCAUGCCAGAGAUGAUUUUCCGUUCACCAUCGCCCAGGCGCGGCGGCAUCUAUUACACAUUUCAGCGGCUGGACAAAUUAGGGAAAUGUGAUGGCGAGCCAGUUGACGACGAUGACGACGGUGGUGGUGAUGAUGAUAAUGACAAUGACGGUGCUGAGGAAGGCCAGGAAAAAGAAUUCCUAGUGAGGCCGUAA